AUGACCAUCCGAAGAAAAGCCUCCAAAAGAACAGCUAUUAAGGUGACACUUUUUGCCCAGAAUGGGACCGAGAUGUACAUUCUCAACACUGUUCACAAGGACGGGUAUACACAGCAUAUGACGGGUGACAAGCAAAAGCCUUUCGUUAAACAAGACGAAUUUCUGCGCAUCCACAAAUAUGGACCAUAUUUGAUCUAUCAGGAGAAGGACACCGAAUAUUUUGCCAAGCUAGCCUUGACUGUAGCACUUCGUGCAAGCGAAGAGGAGGGUGGAAGGAAUUAG
This is a messenger RNA of Penicillium verrucosum, 282 nucleotides long. RefSeq lists its product as uncharacterized. Bases 1 to 282 code for a protein of 93 amino acids. NCBI's taxonomy places the organism in Eukaryota, Fungi, Ascomycota, Eurotiomycetes, Eurotiales, Aspergillaceae. The transcript has 2 exons. The record is from RefSeq and is a predicted model, not a curated record.